AUGAGACACGGGCGAGCCAAAGCUGCAAGAAAGACACUGCAGUAUUUCCACCGAACGAUCGGAUUGAAGGCUCCAUAUGACAUCCUUCUCGAUGCCACAAUGGUGGUAGCAAUGUUUCAACAAAAGAUACUGCCCUUCAAAGAACGAAUGGAUCGAGUGUUGCAGACAACGGGUGCUGAUGGCCCCAACCAUUACUAUAUUCUCCAAUCAGCUGUUGACGAACUUCAAACCAUUCACGACAAACUAGAAUCCAAGAAGCAUAUCAAGGCAGAGGCUUUUGGUGAAGCUCUGAAAUUCAUUUGGGACGAAUGUACCGUUCUGGAUCAUCGAAAAAAGGACCAAAGAAUAGGCAAGAAUGAAGAGAAAAAGGACGAAGGCGAUAACGAGACGGACGACGCAUCACCGAACGAAGAACAAGCACCAGCUUCCGUUCAAGACGAUUUGUUACACCUCAUCAAGAAUGACGAGACAUCAUACAUUGUGGGAACUCAGGAUGAAGGUUUGCUUCAUACCUUGCGAUCCAAGGGAACUGUACCAAUUGUGCGAUUGGCCAAUAGCUCUGUCUUAAUCAUUGAAAAUCCAAGCAAAAUGAGUCAGAAUCACGCGAAAGGCGUGGAAGAGAAGAAAUGGAAAAAUAGUCUUCAAGAUUCUGAAAGAAAACUGGUGACCCUUGCGCACAAGGAAAAGAGGGCUUCCAAGAUAAUUUCGAGCAGCAACAGUAGCGCCCCGAAUCAAAGAAAGAAGAAAGCCAAGGGCCCGAACCCAUUGAGCUGUAAGCGAAAGUCAGGCGCCGGUGAUAAGAACUCGAAAGAGUCCGCCAGUAAGAAACGACGGAUGCGAGCAAAAGCGAAGGGUAGCUAA
This is a messenger RNA of Cylindrotheca closterium, 861 nucleotides long. The record is from the annotation of a GenBank genome assembly. Lineage: Eukaryota; Bacillariophyta; Bacillariophyceae; Bacillariales; Bacillariaceae.